Molecule: messenger RNA, 1899 nt
Organism: Contarinia nasturtii (swede midge)
Lineage: Eukaryota; Metazoa; Arthropoda; Insecta; Diptera; Cecidomyiidae
Exons: 5
Coding region: 131-1618 (495 amino acids)
Source: RefSeq, a predicted model, not a curated record
CACAAAGUGUGCAGCACGUCUGGCAUUCUAUUGUCAAGUGUCCAUGUGGUGAGACGUAAUUUUUUACAACUUGUUGCGAAAUUAUUUUCUUAGUUUUCUUCAUUUGAAUUACUUGUGUGAUAUUCAUAAAAUGGCGACGGAUCCGAACGAGGAGAAGAAGUUAUUCAAACAGUAUCUAAUUGAAACAAACGCAUUCCAAUCGCUGGUCCAAAUAUUGUCAAUGUUGCACAACACAAAUCCAAAACCAGAGAACGCAAUGCAAUUUAUUCGCAAACGAUUAGACCAAACCGAAUCGAUUGAUGCUGACGAAUUUCAUUGCAUGAAACAAUGUCUCAGCAAAUUGAACGAAGAUGUCAGUCAAAUGAAAGCUGACAUGACGAAAAUUUCCAAUUUGGUGUCGAAACUUUUGCCCGAUGACAUAUCGGCCAAUAAUGAGAUUGAUCCAAGCGUUAACAUGUCAGUGCCGUCGAUGGAAAAUAAUGCCGGUGAUGGCAGCCAAAUUACGAUGCUCGAUGACAGCUCAUUGAUUUACGAUCAAACUGUUAUUAACAGCACUGUUGAUCUGAAUGCCACAAUGCAAACCGAUGACUCUAAUUAUGAACAACAGUCCAAUGGAACGCAUAUUGAUGCAUUGAAUGUGUCACAAAGCAAAGACGACAAUUCAGUCGGAUCUGGCUUCAUAAUGGAAAUCGUUGAAGUGGAUGUGGUGAACAAAAGUAUGUCAAAUUCAAGCCUGAUAAAUUACACAACCGAAAAUCAGGAGAACGAAAAGGUCAUUGAGGAGAUGCAAGUCGAUGAAAUCGCCCCUGAAUCGGUGACGGUGACAAGCACACCAAUCAAAUGUGAACAUAUGGCCAAUGCAAAUGGCUCAAACAUGGACAUCAAAAUCGAAGAUUUGCCGAUCAUUUUCAAGGAUGAUUCGUCUCUAGAACAACUCACAUUGUCACAGGGCUUCUGUGGUUUCAACAGCCAAGAUGUUCAAGAGUCAGAGAAACACUUGCCCAACGUCAGACAGCCCGAGGAACACUUGUCCACUGAUGAUAUGAAAGCGCCCCAAGAAGAUUUUGAUUCGUGUACUGAGCCAAAGACAGAACAGCAACCACGAUCCGAAGUGGCAUUGGCCGAAAUCGAACAAUCAAAUGAAUCGCAAGUACAAGUGGUUAAAGAUACUUUCGUCGAAGAAACAAACUCAAUUGUUGCCGACAUUUUAAAACAGGUGGUCAAAGGAAUUGUCGACGUUGAUGUAAGUGAAAACGAACCAGAUGCUGGCAACAAUUCAUUCGGUAAACUAGCUAUGAUUGUCGAAGAAAUGGAAGAGGUCGGUGAAAAUGGAAAUAUUGCCGAAGCUGACAAAACUAUCAAUGGAUCAAUUGAAAACAAAGUGUCAGUCAACGAAAAUGAAAAGGUUCCGGAAGCUGUUGCCGAUACAGGUCAUACUGCAACUGAAGCUGUUACUACAACGGUUCUUACUGAGACCGAAGUUAUGGAGCCGGAACCAUUGGGCCAAACUCACAUCGAAUCCAUCGCACAAUGUACCAGUGCCGAAAAAAGCGCAUUCAAAUGCAUCGCAAUGCCGAAAGACGACCCAGAAACACUAUUCCUCUUAUCUUGUUCGUAAAUAGCGACCGUAAUUCGUUUAGGUUGUCGACAACCGAUAUAUUUUUUAACCAUUUAAAAUACAAUCAAAGACCUUCAUUACAAAUUCGUAAAAAAAAAUAUAAAAAAUACAACAAUAUUUUUGAGCAAUAUAACAAAAUGUUCAAGAUUUAUAACAUUAAAUGCUUUCAGAGUAAGAUUACCUAUCCAAUGAAUGGAUGCAUACAAUUCACAUUUUAUAAGACUAUCAUUUGUAUUGACAAUAAAGAAUAAAACCAUUGAUAUUUCGACUUCAAAUUUGAA